Conger conger (European conger) is the source of this 3979-nucleotide messenger RNA. RefSeq names its product galactosidase, beta 1-like (gene glb1l). The transcript is spliced from 16 exons. The record is from RefSeq and is a predicted model, not a curated record. Gene Ontology annotation, molecular function: beta-galactosidase activity. NCBI's taxonomy places the organism in Eukaryota, Metazoa, Chordata, Actinopteri, Anguilliformes, Congridae. Gene Ontology annotation, cellular component: vacuole. The coding region runs from base 230 to 2137 and encodes 635 amino acids. Gene Ontology annotation, biological process: carbohydrate metabolic process.
AUCACAUGAUAAGCAUUCUCUCACUGAGAAGCUAGUUACAUGGAGACAGUUACCUCUUACCUGUCCCCAUACAGCAGGGGAGGGCAAGCUAUGUGACUGGAUCGCAUUUAAUUUGACCAUUACAAAAACUGUCCUCUACAACAUUUAAAGGGCUAGCUCAUAGGCCUACGUCGUAAAAGGAUACAUUCAGGGAGAUGAUCGGGUCGUGUGAUUUAGGGUAUUAGAAACUAUGAAUGCCGCGUUUGUUUUCACUGCUGUCCUUAGUCUGGCUUGCUUUGUAAUUAAUACAGAUGCGACAUCUGGAGCCAGAACUUUCUCUAUAGACUACAAGAACAACUGUUUCCUGAAAGAUGGUGCACCAUAUCAAUACAUCUCUGGCAGUAUACACUACUCCCGUAUUCCACGGUUCUACUGGAAAGACCGCCUGCUUAAGAUGUACAUGACUGGACUCAACGCCAUUCAAAUUUAUGUGCCCUGGAACUAUCAUGAGACUGUGCAAGGUGUGUACAAAUUCAGUGGAGAUCAAGACCUUGAACACUUCCUUGACCUGGCUAAUCAGACAGGCCUUUCGGUCAUACUUCGGCCCGGACCCUACAUCUGUGCAGAAUGGGAGAUGGGCGGGCUACCUGCCUGGCUGCUUGAGAAGCCGAAUAUCAUUCUUCGCUCAGCAGAUCCAGACUACCUGCAAGCAGUGAGCAACUGGUUGGCCAUGUUGCUGCCCAAGAUCAGGCCCUGGCUCUACAAUAAUGGAGGGAACAUCAUCAGUGUGCAGGUGGAGAAUGAGUACGGGAGCUAUUUCGCCUGUGACUACAACUACAUGCGCCACCUGCGCACGUUCUUCCGCUUCUUCCUGGGGGAGGACGUGGUUCUCUUCACCACCGACGGGAACACCAACCGGGAGAUGAUCUGCGGGACUCUGCAGGGCCUGUACGCCACCAUAGACUUUGGGACAGACACAAACAUCAGCACAGCUUUCAAGCGGCAACGGAGAUUUGAACCAAGAGGUCCUCUGGUGAACUCAGAGUUCUAUACAGGCUGGCUGGACCACUGGGGAGACAAGCAUGCCCAGGUUGACACUCAGAAGGUCACCAAGAUGCUGGGAGAGAUGCUGUCCAUGGGUGCCAAUGUUAAUAUGUACAUGUUCGAAGGAGGAACAAACUUUGGCUAUUGGAAUGGAGCUGAUCACGACACAAGGUUCCGUUCGGUGGUGACCAGUUAUGACUAUAAUGCCCCUCUGUCAGAGGCAGGAGACCCCACAGAAAAGCUACUGGCCAUCAGAGACGUAAUAAAGAGAUUUUACCCAGUUCCUGAAGGCCCCAUGCCCCCUGCCACCCCUAAGUUUGCCUAUGGCUUCGUCACCCUACAAAAGGUGGGCAAUGUCAGCAGCCUGCUGGACGGGCUGUCACCCCCGGGUCCUAUCCAAUCACAGCACCCCCUGACCUUUGAGGAGAUAAAACAGUAUUAUGGGUUCGUACUUUAUCGGACCAAAAUUCCCAGGACCCUGACUGAGCCAACACCACUCAUCUCUCCGCUGAAUGGUGUCCAUGACCGCGCGUACGUCUCUGUCAAUGGGGUGUACCAGGGUCUACUGGAGAGGGACAUCACCCUGGCUAUGAAGGUGACAGGACAGGCUGGGGACCAGCUGGACGUUCUGGUGGAGAACAUGGGAAGGGUCAACUUUGGCAGCAAGAUCAAUGACAACAAGGGCUUGCUGAGUGACCUCAUUCUGGGCAAAGAUGUCCUUACUGAUUGGCUGAUCUACUCCCUGGACAUUGAUGGGGCUAUAGCCAAUGGGUGGCCUCACUCAGGCCCCAAAUAUUCCUUUCCCAGCACUGGCGGCGGCGGUUCAGAUGGACCCAUGUUCUACAUGGGAACACUGGAUCCCAUGGGCUUUUCUUGGGAUACCUUCCUGAAGCUACAUGGAUGGACUAAGGGUCAGGUGUGGAUUAAUGGUGUGAACCUGGGCAGGUAUUGGUCAGAAAGAGGCCCCCAGCAGACUCUGUACAUUCCAGGACCCCUGCUCAGUCCCUCCCUACCCAACAACAUCACAGUGCUGGAGCUGGAGAGAGCUCCGCAAGAAGCCAGGGUUCUCUUCAUGGACCGGGCUCAGCUGAACAACACCGCCGACAAGUCCUGAGCCCUCAGCACUGCCAUGGAGAAUAUGCCAGACAGGACCUGCUUCGCUCCUGUCAGUGCAGCCCUAAGGCCCAGAUACCGCUGAGAGCCAAACAGUAUUUUAAUCCUCAACCAGUCCAGGAGAACAUGCUUCAGCAUGUAACUAUCCACCAUCUGUCAUGUCAUCAUCCACGUUCAAAUAAGCAUUCAUGUUUCCGUUAAAAGGACGUUAAAAGGACAGUUCACUUAAUGGGAGUUCCUGAUUUUAUUUCAGGAUGGUCUGUUACCCAACCAAGUUCUUUGAGAGCCCACCAGAGGUUUUCAUUUCAACCCUUACUUGGUACACAUGAUUUUACUAAUUAGCUGCUCAAUACAAUCUCUAGCUUUUGAAUGAGGUGUGCUUUGUUAGGGUUGGAGUUAGAAUUUACAGGAUGGUAGAUCUCCAGGAACAGGGCUGGGAACCACUGGUUUUCCUUUGGGCCAGACAAUGUUUUGUGAUUUUAGAUACAGAACUUACUGCUCCACAAUGACAUAAGCAGGAUUUAUGGCUGAAAGCAGGAAAGUGCAUUUCAAGUAACACAGCUUGUAGAGUGAGAUUAUGCCUCCAGAGGUUGUACAUGUGUAUGUUACUAGAUUCCUUUUACCAAUAGCAUUUUAUUCUCAUCCUUGUUUUAAACGGUUUCCUAUGAAACAUUCAGCUAAAGACUGCUCCCAGUGAGAAAAAGAUAUCAAAGUAAUAACAAUUGAAUGGGACUAACAAUGCUUACUGCUAGUGCAAUUAUAUGUGGCAAAAACACAGAUUUAUUGAAAUUCACCUUUGGAACUCUUCAGAUCCUAAAUUCAGGCUCAAAUAAGUAACUUUCAGCAAAUUAGAUGAAAAAAUUUGACAUAAGUUACAUUUGUAGGAAGCUUGGCUUAUGUUAGGUAUGGAAAGAGAACGGUAAGAGAAUUUGCCACCUACAGUAUGAACUCAUGAAGAAGGGACUGGAAGCAAUGUCGCUGUACAAGCUGCGUAUGUGUAUUUUUCUUGUUUUAACCCACAAACCUGUCAAUGCCCCUAUGCUAGCCAAUGUAAAGUCAGAAACUUCUGUAUCCAAAUUAUCCUUUAUUGCACACAAAAACUGUUUUGGUCAAAUGCCAGAAAUUGAUCACAAAUUUACACUGGAGCACUACAACCAAUUGUUUUUAUGCACAAAAACACCCACCAAGAUCAUUUUUUUCAUUUCUUUUUUUUAGGAAAUAGUGGUGUCAUAUGAUUAGGUCAAGCCUCACAUGAUGCAAUCAGUAAUGACAAUCGUUUGGACAUAUUUUGAUUUCUUUUUUUUUUUACAUAUCCAAUAACCUGGGUACUUUGCAUAUUCUUUACAGUAGUUAUGUCACGUGGCACCUUUUUGUUCAUUUUUGAACUUGCAUAUUUGCACAGUGCUCACUUGCUUUAAGUCUCACAAAAUUGGAAAUCAACAUUCUAAAGUUGUAUAAAUUCAGACUAAUGCAAAUGUUGUGAUGUCACUCCACUGUAAGAGCAAAUGAAACAAAUCCUGCUUCCAUUUAUAAGCCAUGGAAACCUGCCCUGCCUCUUCACUGCAACAGUUUAUGCUCAAUUAUAUACCGUUCCAGCUUGCAAAAAAACAUCAUCAUUGUUAAGGAGGUCUGCUUUUCAAUCAAUGACUCAGGAAAAAGCCUCAAACCAUAGGACUGGUGUUGAGAUGUUGAGUUGGUGUGGUUCAGAUGUUUGCUGCCCAAGCAAAAUUUGUUCAUAUUGUAACUUUUCAUGCCUUUCAUUAAAAUGCAAUAUUAAUGCAGUGAAGCUCCACGUCCACUUACGGUGACAUGAAUGAAAUAAAAAAUAACCAGGUGCUGAAUA